AUGGGAUGCUUUGAUUCCUUAGGAUAUAUCUACCUUGUAAUUGUUAAUGGACUAUUUAUGUUAUUUGCCAUUUUGUUGAUCGUCCCCGGGGCUGUGAUGCUGGCAGACAUCACAUACGUGAAUGAGAAAGUGGUUCCGCUGAUGAAAACCAUGUCGGUGGGGAGCUUUAACGCGGCGGACCUCGCGGACGGUCUGGCCAUUACUAUGGUGGUCAUAGGGGGUCUCAUCCUCGUCAUAGCCACCCUGGGGAUCUGUGGCGCAUGCAAGAAAGCCAAGGGUUGUCUCUGUGUGUAUUCCCUCAUUGUGUUGAGUCUGCUGGUUGGUAAAGUCAUCGUUGUGGUCCUGUGGAUUUUAAUGAAUGCAGAGGUACAGUCGUACUUAAAAUCUCAGCUGUUGUCCCAGCUAACGAAUAAAUACUCGGCGGACGAUCUAACAACGGACGAGAUAUCCACAGCAUUCAACUUCCUGUUUAUGACGCUGGAGUGCUGCGCAGUAAACGCAGUGACGGGACAAACAAACGAUUUUGACAACACCCCUUGGAUAGCUGGAGCCGGAAGUAAACACAUUCCCAUCUUUUGCUGUUCCGGUAUAGACGCCAAUUCUGCUGGCGCCACCUACACGGCCUGUACAGACAACGUGAGCGCGGGUUACUACAGCAUUGGCUGCUACGACGCUUUUUAUAAUCUUAUUAUGAAAUACUCGAUCUACUACAUUGCCGUUGGAGUAACAAUACUUAUAGUCGAGGUCCUAGGGGUUAUAUUUGCCUGCUGUAUGUGCAAAAAAAUCGGCAAGACGGAAAACGGAAAAGUUUAAGGGACAACUGAAGGAGAGAAUGUUGCAACCUCUUUAAGAAAUUCAGUGUAUCUGUGAUAAAUUUAUUAUAUUCUUUUGAAUAAUAUAACAGACGAUAUUAUUUACAUCACAUUGUUACUGAAAUUUGUUUCAAUAAAUAUUUUUUAACAAUUGCAUCAAGCGAUAUUGAAUGAGAAAGAAUGCUACAUCUCACAAUUUGUUGUGGUCAUUAUAGCAAAAUUAC
This is a messenger RNA of Saccostrea cuccullata (small rock oyster), 1036 nucleotides long. Its product is annotated as CD63 antigen-like. The coding region runs from base 1 to 813 and encodes 270 amino acids. The record is from RefSeq and is a predicted model, not a curated record. NCBI's taxonomy places the organism in Eukaryota, Metazoa, Mollusca, Bivalvia, Ostreida, Ostreidae. Gene Ontology annotation, cellular component: plasma membrane. The transcript is spliced from 7 exons.